AUGUCGACCUUCCAUCGGGUCAACGCCCGCCCUUUGGACCCUCCCGCCCCCGGCAAGGAGUACUACCCUCACCAGCCCAAAUCCCUCGCCGGCAUCGCCCUCCGCGCCUUUUGCCUCGGCGCCGCCCAUCUGACGAGCUUCAUCCUCACUAUCCUCAUCCUGUCCACGACCUCCUCCGCCUUCUGGCGCCUCCCCUUCUUCCUCGCCGCCCUUUCCCUCUUCCACUUCCUCGAGUUCUGGACCACGGCCGCCUACAACACGCCCCAGGCCACCGUCCACGCCUUCCUCCUCACAGCUAAUUGGCCCGCCUACGCCAUCGCUCACGCAACCGCCUUCGCCGAGUGCUUUCUCACGAACCUUGCCUUCCCGGGCGCCGUCUGGGUGCCCCUCGGCCUGCGUCCCGUCCUGCUUGCCGCCGGACUGGCGUUGGUGGUCGCCGGCCAGGUUGUCCGCUCGCUCGCCAUGGUCACGGCCGGCCAGAGCUUCAACCACACCAUCCAGCACCACCGCGCCGAGUCGCACACCCUCGUUACGACCGGCAUCUAUGCAUGGUUCCGUCACCCGUCCUACUUUGGCUUCUUUUGGUGGGCCAUUGGCACCCAGCUGGUCAUGGGGAACCUGCUCUCCCUCGUCGCCUACACGGGCGUGUUGUGGUACUUCUUCUCAAAAAGGAUACGUCACGAGGAGGAUCUAUUGGUCAAGUUCUUCGGCCAGGACUACGUCGCUUAUCGCAAACGCGUCGGAACCUUGAUUCCAUUCUGCGGUUGA
Messenger RNA from Colletotrichum destructivum, 768 nucleotides. RefSeq names its product Putative isoprenylcysteine carboxyl methyltransferase. NCBI's taxonomy places the organism in Eukaryota, Fungi, Ascomycota, Sordariomycetes, Glomerellales, Glomerellaceae. Bases 1 to 768 code for a protein of 255 amino acids. The record is from RefSeq and is a predicted model, not a curated record. The transcript is spliced from 2 exons. Gene Ontology annotation, molecular function: protein C-terminal S-isoprenylcysteine carboxyl O-methyltransferase activity. Gene Ontology annotation, cellular component: endoplasmic reticulum; membrane. Gene Ontology annotation, biological process: C-terminal protein methylation.